Molecule: messenger RNA, 1365 nt
Organism: Rotaria sp. Silwood1
Lineage: Eukaryota; Metazoa; Rotifera; Eurotatoria; Philodinida; Philodinidae
Source: the annotation of a GenBank genome assembly
AUGGAUUUUAUUCAAAAACUGAAUCAUUAUGUUUCAACAAAACGUCGUCUUCAAUCAACCACUCUAUUUUGUUCAAUUAAAAUUACUAAUUUCUAUACAUUAGAUACACAUCAAAAUGUAAUCGAUACAGUUGGUUAUUUCUUAGAAGAUCAUUUAGGUCAUGGGAAAAAACUUCAACAAUUAACUAUUAUGACAAUUAAAAAUCUUUUACAUCUAUUUUUCUUCAAUAAUAUCUUCUGUUAUAAAGAACAAAUCUAUACAUUUACGAAGGGUAGUCCAAAUACCAUGCCAUUAACAGAAACAUUAUCAAAUAUUUAUUUGUAUGUCUGGCAAAAGAAAAUAUUAAAUCGAGUUAAAGAAAACAAUGAAUUAUUUGGAAGAUAUAAAGAUGAAAUCUUUUUCACAUGGAAUAAGUCGAAUGCUUUAACACUUGAAACAUUUUUACAAAAGGAAAUCUGUGAAAAGUAUAUAAAUGUUCGAUUUCAGUAUUCCAUUGGAACAAAUCUCGAAUUUUUAAAUGCUUAUGUAGAAAAUCGAGAUGGUCAAUUAUAUACUCGAGUAUUUCAUCAACCAACUACUAUUCAUAGAUAUACAUUACCAUAUGUUAUUGGCCAUUCAAAAGUAUCACAUAGUGAUUGGCUUCGAUAUGCUCUGAUUCGAGCUGUUUGUUAUUGUUCAUCAGUGGAAGAUUUUCGUCAAGAACGAAUCUAUCUUGAAUUAACUUACCUUAGCAAUGGUUAUUCAUUAUUAUUUGUCGAAAGUCAUAUUCGACAUUUUUUCGAAUAUUUUCAUAUGGCAAAUAUGCGAUAUUCAAACAGUCAAACUGACUAUGAUAAUUUUCGACAAUAUUGGUUCAAUUUCAUGACGAUGCAACAUGAACUUACAGAUGAACUUAAAAAAUUCGAAGAUAAUGCACAAUUAAUUCAUUUGAAGUAUUUCUAUGAAUUUGGUCCAAGAUGUCAAUUUGAUCAACAAUUUUCUGAAUUAUGUUCUAGCUUAAUAUCUAACAACAACAUUGAUCUAACACUCCAAUCAUCACCUGAUCAAUUAUUGGAAUUAUCGAAUGAAAUAACUGUGAAAGUAGAGACGACAAGUGAUACAGAACACUAUACUGAACAAGAACAACGUCAACAUGAAAAUGUGAUAGUGAAUCUAUCUGAUUGUAUGGAAUGUUAUGUGCAAAUUCCACAAAGUGAGAUUGUCAAACAAAAUGAUGGUUUCAAUCCAAAUAUACAAGCAGAUAUUGCUCGUCAAAUUCAUGAAUUUAGAGAAGAACAAGAAACAACACCACAAAACACACAAGCAAGCCAACAUUCCAAUCAGGAUCACUAUAAUGAUUUUGAAGCGUUGUGUCAUGAAAAAUAA